This is a messenger RNA of Pectinophora gossypiella (pink bollworm), 937 nucleotides long. RefSeq lists its product as uncharacterized. Lineage: Eukaryota; Metazoa; Arthropoda; Insecta; Lepidoptera; Gelechiidae. Bases 153 to 926 code for a protein of 257 amino acids. The transcript is spliced from 3 exons. The record is from RefSeq and is a predicted model, not a curated record.
UGAUUUUCAGUACUUCUCAGGAAAAUUGUGGCCUUUUUUGGCCUUUACUUCUUUUCUAUUGUACUUCAAUUAUAUAGAAUAAUUAUUUUACCCAAGGAAGUUUGGCUUACAACUAAUGUGUACUGAUUAGUUUGAUAUAACCUCUGCUGAAAAUGAAAUUGGUGACUAAAGUUCGUCUUUUUCGAAGUCCGUAUACGAUUUGUUACAUUUCUAAAGACCAGGUUGCAUUACCGGAUGAAAAAUAUUACAAGACUAUAGGUGUGAAUGCUGGAGACUUUUGCGAUGUCUCUGUUGAAGAUGAAGAGCAUGACACUGUUUCGAAGAAAUUGAAGUUUACAGCUUCGGCGCUGUUCCUCCAGCCAUUUUUGAAGGAAUGUUUGAAUUCGGAAGUAUACAGGUGCAAAGUUUUGUCAUACUUGAGUCACUUGGCUGGAUCAGACUGUGGACUAGUAGUUUUGAAUCUAACACUGGAGCCUCCAGACAAGGAGGUUAUAGAUUUUGUCUGGAAUGAAAAAAUAUUGAGGUUGGUCUGGACUAGGGUGGAGAUAGAAAAUGCUUUCUCGUGGCUAUCAACUCUUGGAGGAGCUUACUCUGCACUGGGAGACUAUUUUGAAUAUUGUGCAGAGGAGGCAGGCAGGAUAUCAAUGCGGCAAUACAAGCUAUCUAAAAUGCUUGGUGAUGAUUCGUUAGCUGCAAGAAGUUGUCUCUACUCAGCCUUAUCACAUGCCCAGAAGGGGAACUUAAAGCUGGCACGACACAUUGUCAGGAAGGUAGUAGCAUUCGGACGAGCUACGCAAGACAAACGCCUCAUACGAAUGUGUCAGGGAGUCUGGGCAAAACUGAAGUAUCUGAGGGAACUGGAAGAGUCAGAGGACAGAAAAACAAAAAAAGAAACUAGCCAAAAUGGUGUAGUGAAUUCCAAAUGAACGGAUUCCAC